Messenger RNA from Drosophila santomea, 577 nucleotides. RefSeq names its product glycine-rich RNA-binding protein 3, mitochondrial-like. Bases 15 to 563 code for a protein of 182 amino acids. The transcript has a single exon. The record is from RefSeq and is a predicted model, not a curated record. NCBI's taxonomy places the organism in Eukaryota, Metazoa, Arthropoda, Insecta, Diptera, Drosophilidae.
UCAAGCAGAUCACCAUGAAGGUCUUUGUCGUUCUCGCCGUAAUCCUGGCCGUGUCCAGUGCCGCCCCGCAGUUUGGUGGUGGCAAUGCCAACGCAAAUGCCAAUGCCGCUGCCAAAUCCCAGGGUGAGGGUGGAUUCGGUGGACCAGGAUUCGGCGGACCAGCUGGUUUCAACAAAAGAGAAGGACCAGGUGGAUUUGGAGGACCAGGUGGAUUUGAAGGACAAGGUGGAUUUGGAAGACCAGGUGGACCUGGAGGAUUCGAAGGAGGAUUCGGAGGUCAGGGUGGACCUGGAGGAUUCGGAGGUCAGGGUGGACCUGGAGGAUUCGGAGGUCAGGGUGGACCUGGAGGAUUCGGAGGUCAGGGUGGACCUGGAGGAUUCGGAGGACCAGGGGGAUUCGGUGGUAACUCCAAUGCCAACGCUGAUGCCAAUGCUGUCGCCAACUCUGGAGGAUUUGGCGGUGCUAAUGCCAAUGCUAACGCUAAUGCCAAUGCCAACUCCCGAGGAGGCGGUGGUAAUGCUAACGCCAGUGCCAGUGCAACUUCCAACUCCUUCGGUAAAUAAGCAACAGGAUCCGA